AACCUCGCCAAACUUACAAAAAUCAACAAAUCGGAAAACUUGUAUGUCAAGCUCUGUAAUCCCAUGACCUGGUAAAUUUCAGUUCUUCUAUUUGCAAUCGCAAUCUGACACUUUUUGUUGAAAACUGUGAUGAAUUAAUGUGCCGUGGCCUUCCAUCAACCUAAUUAUUUAUUGCCCAAUCUCACCUUCAAGUGCUCUGUGUGGCAAACGCCAUUCCUGGUAAAAUUCAUCUCAUCCGACAGUUGAAUUAUGAUGAAUUAAUGUGCCGUGGCCUUCUGUCAACCUAAUUAAUGCCCAAUCUCACCUUCAAAUGCUCUGUGCAGCAAACGUCAUUCCUGCGCCGUGAAGAUAAUUGCCCCGGCAUUGGCGAUGUCGCUCCAUCUGCCAAGUAGAGAAUGCAAAUGGAAACCAGCUCAAACCCAAGCCAAAAUGGGGUACACGGGAGUUGGAACUCAGAUCAAACCCUUACUCAAUCCAUUUCCGAUGAAGACAGGAUAUUGAUAAUGUCGAUGAGAGACAUGAUCGAGGGAGAGGUUCCCGACUCACAGCUUGUGGAUGAUGCUACUCUUCGGCGUUUCUUAAAUGCUCGAGAAUCGAAUGUGCAAAAAGCUAGCGAGCUAUAUCUGAAGUACAGAAAAUGGAGACAGACUUUUGUACCACUUGGCUAUGUCUCAGAGACAAUGAUCUCAAAUGAACUUAAGAAGAACUUUGUAUCCAUGCAAGGAUUCGACAAAAAAGGAAGGCCAAUCGCAGUUGUUCACUUGGCAAGGCAUAAACCUUGCCACAGGACUAUAGAAGAUUUUAAACGUCUUCUCGUCUAUACUCUUGAUAAAAUGUCUUCUAGUACACAAGGAGGACAGGAAAAAUUUUCCAUCAUAGGAGAUUUUGAUGGUUGGAUGUUCAAGCAUGUAGACAUUCGUGGAGCCCUGGCAGCUGUGGACACAUUACAGGAUUAUUAUCCAGAGCGCUUAGGGAAGUUGUACCUUGUUCAUCUCCCAUAUAUAUUCUGGGCAGCAUGGAAUAUAGUAUGUCCUUUUAUUGACAAAAGGACACGGCAAAAGAUAUUAAUGAUUGAUAACAAGGACAUAAAAACAACUCUGUUGAAUGAUAUUGAUGAAAGCCAACUGCCUGAAAUUUAUGGAGGUAGAUUGCCCUUGGUACCAGUUCAGGAUGCUGUUGUACCAAAUUGGCCUCCAAACUAAUAGUCGUCAUAUUUUCAGGUUUGGGAAAGCAAUAAAAUGUUUCACAUCAUACCAUAGAUGUGAAUUGUAGUACAAAAUUUCAGCUUGUACUACAGACGCUGGCAUUGGCUGGUUUACAAUUCCAUUGUUGUAUCUGUACUGUAGCAUCUCCUGCAUAUUACAUUUUGACAUCUCAGAGCUCAAAAAUCUCAAACAAUAUCAUCAUUUUCCAAAAUCUUCUUGGUGUAAGAUGUCGCCUUGAGAAUGAAUGACUAUUAAGAUUCUCUACUUCAUAAUUCACUUUCUUCCAAUAAUAGUAAAAGAUAAAAUAAGUUUAAUUGAAGAACUGUAUCUUGUGCCAGUAAUUGGUAUUGGGUUGUUUGACAUUUAAUUGAUUUAGAACAUGAAACAAGAAGAUUUGUGUGCACCGUUAUAUGAAUAAUGAAGUUCCAUCAUCAUGCAAAUUCUUAUGGUUAACCUAAAGAUGUAUAUUUGUGUGCCCCUGUAAUUGUUCUAAAUGCAAUCGGUGUAUGGUGUAUAGUAAUCUCCAGAAGCUUCUUGUCUUGCUUCAUUUUCAGGACAGUUUCUGGGUACUUCAUAAUGCACCAAAGCUCUUAUCUUGUUA
This is a messenger RNA of Cryptomeria japonica (Japanese cedar), 1806 nucleotides long. RefSeq lists its product as uncharacterized. Lineage: Eukaryota; Viridiplantae; Streptophyta; Pinopsida; Cupressales; Cupressaceae. The coding region runs from base 396 to 1202 and encodes 268 amino acids. The transcript has 7 exons. The record is from RefSeq and is a predicted model, not a curated record.